AUGGCAGAGUAUGUGUGGGCAAGUGACGCGAGGUUGCUAGGCGCUGGAGCGGACGGAGAGGUAAGGGUUGGGUUCCACCAAAAGACUGGAGACAAAGUAGCCAUGAAGAAGAUGUACGAGCACGAAUACCUUUACGAUACCAUCAUCAACGAGUCGGAGAUCCUGGAAGAGCUUGGCGAGCACGACAUCAAGGCCGUGAUGCGCCAGAUCCUGGAGGGCCUGGCGUGGAUUCACGCGCACAGAAUCGUGCAUCAAGACAUCAAGACGAGCAACGUUCUCGUCAAAAGGGAUGGAGAGAAGAAUAAGUUUGUGGUGAAACUGGCGGACUUCACUACUGCGAGGAGGCUGCAGACACGUCCCUGGUCAAACAAGGUCGGGACCCUAACGUUUAACGCUCCGGAGCUUCUCAAGGGUGCCACCAGCUUUGGCACCGCAAUCGACGUGUGGAGCGCCGGGUGUAUAUUCGAGGAGAUGCUCCUGGGUAGCAAUCCCUUUGACGUGCCCGACGAAGAGGAUGGAGACUCGCUCAACUAUUUUGUGGCUGAUUUUGCCAAGAAGCUGGACAUCGAUGGCUGUGGCAUGGGCUAUCAAGACAGGCGCCGAGAACGAGCACGCGAGAGGAUCUUGCAGAAGAUGGCGUGGUGGAAAGCCGAGGACGUCAGAAGCAGAAUUAAAGACCCCAAUGCAGUGGAGCUGCUCAAGAGGAUGCUGGCGAUUGAUCCAGCGAGGAGGAUCUCGGCACAAAACGCCUUGAAGAUGCCAUAUUUCCAAGAGAAGGCCGAGGACACAAUUGUGGAAGCCAGGCGAAUGCUUCCGACAAUGACGAUUGCGAGUGGAAACUUGAGGCCAGCUUGGCUUAAAAUCAACAACACAACCCCAUCAAUAGCUAUAAUGUAA
Selaginella moellendorffii is the source of this 897-nucleotide messenger RNA. RefSeq names its product cyclin-dependent kinase A-1. Bases 1 to 897 code for a protein of 298 amino acids. Gene Ontology annotation, cellular component: cytoplasm; nucleus. Gene Ontology annotation, biological process: protein phosphorylation; mitotic DNA damage checkpoint signaling. The transcript has 2 exons. Gene Ontology annotation, molecular function: ATP binding; protein serine/threonine kinase activity. Lineage: Eukaryota; Viridiplantae; Streptophyta; Lycopodiopsida; Selaginellales; Selaginellaceae. The record is from RefSeq and is a predicted model, not a curated record.